AUGACUUUAAAGUGUCUGUCACGCAUAUUCCAUUGGAAGAAAGCCGAGCGUGUGGUGCACGUGUGUGACUUAACCAAAGGCUCAGACAGUCAUUUGCCGAGGCUAGCACCGAAUGCACAAUACUCGGCACGUCUUAAAAGACGACUGCAGAAAUUUCUUUUGGUCUCAUCGAAGCAUCCUCUGACGAGACUUCACUUGCGCAGCCAAGCGGCAAUAGCUUUCGAGAAACGUCGUCACGGCAUAUCUCGUCAUUGGUGGCUCAUUCAUCCAUGCAGUGACUUUCGAUUUGUUUGGGAUAUCAUCAUGAAAUUCACUUACCUCUAUAUGUUCUUCAUGAUACCCUACAUGAUUUCUUUUUACCGCUUGUCCAAAACCACAGCAGAAUCUACUGAUCAGUAUUUGAGAGUACUUACACCAAGCUACAUCGUAUGCCUUAUAGAUAUUCUUCUAAAUUUUCUCACGGGAUACGUUUCUCGCGACGGUCAUGAAAUAUUUCUCGAUCCGUUGCUCGUAUUAAAGUACGUUGUUUAAAAGCACUACGCAAAAAGCUUUUUCGUGGCAGACUUAAUCUCGUCCAUCCCUUAUACAUGGUUUUAUAAAGCACAUUUCGUAGAAGAAUCCACAAGCUCUAAUCUACAAAUCUACCUUUUGUUUUUGGAAUUGUUACCUUUAUUGAAAUUUUGUCGCAUAUGUACAGUACGGCAUUACAUCAAGGAGAUAGUUCUGGCUUUCGGAGCAUCGCGAGUUUACGAGCUUAGUAUAUGGACAUUUUGGAUGACGAUUUUGAUCUUUCAUUGGGCUGCCUGUCUCACAUAUGCAUUUCCAUUCAUCUAUGCUUACAUUAAAAAAAAUUCUUUAAAAAAAGCUGAAGGUCACUUGUUCAAGACUCAAUUACGAGAAAAAAGCGACUGGCUGAUCUACAUGACAAGUUUGCACAUUGGCGGUGGAAAUUUGUGCAACUAUAGCUAUAAUGAGUUCCAAUUUACAGAUUACCCCGAUAAAAUUACUCGAUGUAUUCUUCUUUUAUGUGGAAUGGCGUACUUUUUUUAUGCAAUCGUUAUAGUUUUACAGCUAGUUAAGUCGUCCGUUGAGCCAGAACUGAAAUAUCAAUCAAUAAUGCACGGAGUUCGGCAUUACAUCAACCAUAAAAAGCUACCAGAGAAAUUGAAAGAAAGACUGCUACAUUUUUACGAUCACAGAUUUCAAGGAAGCUUGUUUAAAGAAAAAGCUAUCACGUCGACACUUUCAAGUCACUUAAGACAUGAGAUUACUCAGCACAGUAGCAGAAUAGUGCUGGAAUCGAGUCCUUUAUUCAAUAAUGUGCCACGAAGCUUAUUGAACGGCAUUAUAGGUGCUCUCAAACAAGUCAUUUUCCUUCAAGAUGAUCUCAUCUACAAAUGCGGCACGCACGCAAAAUGCAUGUACUUCAUCGUCACCGGCACCGUUGCUAUAGUUAAUUGCUCGGGAGUAGAGAUUCAUCACGUGUGCGACGGUGAGUUUUUCGGAGAAUCAGCAUUGAUCUAUCCAGAGCACAAGCGUCUGGCUACUGCGAUUGCUUUGGAAGUGUGCGAAGUUCUGCGUCUUGAUCGCCGAGACUUCCAUAGACUCGUGACACCAAGGUCGGAAUUUUACGGCCGUCUGAAAGCUAUUGCUCAGCAACGAAUGCAACGUAUGGAGGAUGUUGAACGCGAGAAUCCUUCGAAAAACUUAAAUAAUUUAUCUUAGACUUAGUGCAUGUU
Molecule: messenger RNA, 1739 nt
Organism: Phymastichus coffea
Lineage: Eukaryota; Metazoa; Arthropoda; Insecta; Hymenoptera; Eulophidae
Product: potassium/sodium hyperpolarization-activated cyclic nucleotide-gated channel 1-like
Exons: 8
Biological process (GO): potassium ion transport
Cellular component (GO): membrane
Molecular function (GO): voltage-gated potassium channel activity
Source: RefSeq, a predicted model, not a curated record